AUGUACGUAAUAAGGGUCGUCAUCGCUCUAACGAUGCGUAAACUGGCACUCCUGCUGCUCAUCGGUUCGGUUUUGGGCGAACCGCACGAUGGAUACUUUUACCCACGACCUACGCCACAAUGCCUCCCGCAAGUGUACACCGAAACGGUGACCGAUGUGGCCACCGAAACACUGAACCACUUCUUCACCGACGUUAACACCGUGUUCCUGACGGACUAUCUGACCUCGACGGUGUUUGUGCCGAGGGUGGAGUUCCUCACCAGCACCCUCAUCGUACAGCCGAGUCCUGUGGUCGAGUACGUGACGCAGACCGUUUUCUCCACGAUCGUCGCCCAAGCCGACUUCGGUGGAGUGGCACACUUUGAGUCCGAGAACACUUACUUGCCACCGGCCCCCGCGCCGUUACCUCCGCCACCGCCGCCGCCGCCACCACCGCAGCUGAACCCGGUGCUGUUCAACAAUGCCCUCCAGGUGCAGCAGCCUCCGCCAUUCAUUCCACUGCCGCAGGUAUCGCUGCCACCGGUCCUGGAUCAUCCUGUAACCCACCAUCCGUACGUGGCGUUUGACGACGGUUCUUCAGGACAACGAUCGCUCGGCGAGCCGAUUGGCGAGAUCGGCCAACAGUUUGGAGGGAGCGGGCUAGUCAGUGGGGUUGACAUCCUCCCGCACCUUGGAGCACUGCCCCCAGCGUUCGAUGAAGAAGGAUAUCGGUACAAACGAAAGCUUGACGCGGGGCGUUCGUCGAAAGCACAGAACCGUUCAACGUAA
Molecule: messenger RNA, 768 nt
Organism: Anopheles bellator
Lineage: Eukaryota; Metazoa; Arthropoda; Insecta; Diptera; Culicidae
Exons: 2
Coding region: 1-768 (255 amino acids)
Source: RefSeq, a predicted model, not a curated record